This is a messenger RNA of Daphnia magna, 1640 nucleotides long. Its product is annotated as cyanophycinase. Bases 412 to 1407 code for a protein of 331 amino acids. The transcript is spliced from 7 exons. Gene Ontology annotation, molecular function: serine-type peptidase activity. Gene Ontology annotation, biological process: proteolysis. NCBI's taxonomy places the organism in Eukaryota, Metazoa, Arthropoda, Branchiopoda, Diplostraca, Daphniidae. The record is from RefSeq and is a predicted model, not a curated record.
AUGUAUCAAGCUCCAGAUUAAUUAUCAGCAGUUGAUGUUUUACAUUUCGAGCUGCCCAUCGUCAUAGCGUUUGCACUGACUUUUAUCACGAAACUUUACUUUAGUCUUUUAUUCGAUGUGCUUACUUUGCUGUUGCUAGUAAGGAAUACACGAUUAGGGAAUUGACGAAGUGAACGGAACAUCCAUCCCUUUAAAUCAAGAUGGGUCUGCUAGUUUUCGCUUUUCUUAACAUCACUUGUGGGACUUGCUGCAUCACAGAGUUUGGUAUUGGUUGGCGGUGGUUUAACUGACGGGAAUGCUGACGUCUGGAACAAAGUGAUUGAACUAGCGGGAGGGCCAGGCGUGGCAAGGAUAGGCGUUUUCACUACGGCCUCUUCGGAUCCUAUAGGGGCAGCAGCGUAUUAUGUUGAUAUGUUCGUAAAUACCUACGGAGCAGCCAGCGCAACGUACAUUCCAGUAACAGAGAACAGUAACAAUGCCGACGACCAAUCCGUAGUCGAACUGGUAAGACAACAGACUGGGUUUUUCUUCGGUGGAGGCGAUCAACUGAGGAUUCUAACGGCCCUUCGACCCGACGGCAGAGAUACGCUUGUCCUUGCGGCACUGAAAGACAUGUUAAAAUCUGGCGCAGUGGUAGGAGGAACAAGUGCUGGAACGGCUUGUCAGAGUGCUGCUGUUAUGAUUACAAGUGGAUCUAGCUGGAAUGCUUUGACCUAUGGUGCUUUCAGUGGUGGACCUAAACCACUCAAUCCAGACUAUCUAACUUAUGAUGAAAAUGGCGGUCUAGGUUUACUAACUGGUUGGGUUACUGAUACCCACUUUAGUGAGCGCGGUCGAGAGGGUCGCCUAAUUCGGUUGCUGCAGGAUACUCGAGAUCGUAACAUUGGGACGACUCGAGGCUUUGGAGUGGAUGAAGACAUGGCUCUCGUGGUGACGGAUCUUUACACACGACCUGUCGGAACUGUUAUUGGUUCAAGUGGGGGCGUGUUUUUUGCUGACGUUUCAAAAACUAUUGUGGUUCCUUCCCCAAAUACUUUCUACACAGGAGUUUCUGCACACUACCUGACUCAAGAUGAUUGGAUUGAUCUUACAACUGGAAACAUCACAUUUGCUACCUGGAAAUCUGCCUUAAAAGGCAAUGAAUACUAUCUGAACGCUGAGGUAUCAACUGACAUUUUAUCUGCAACGAUGAACCGUCGAUGGGCGGUUGCUGCUGACCAGUUUUUUUAUAACAGAAGAGACGAUUCUAUAGCUCAUUUGUCUUUCGAAAGAAACCCACGAUAUGAAGUCAUUUUUGAUCGUUUGUCGGGGGUCGGAUAUGGAGGAUAUUUUCCUAACAAUGCCAACAAAUUCGCCGUGUCCUACGAAAACCUUCAGGUUGCAAUUCAUGAAAACACAAUUGCAUAAAUUGUAUUGGGUUGUUGCAUUUCCUGAAAAGCAUCAAAAUGGUCUAUAGCGGGAUCGGGUUUAGUUUGUCCCUAAAUACAAUUAAAUGCAAAAAAUUUCUUAUUGUAACAUCUAUAUUGUCACAAUAUUUUGUGCAGGAACGAGGGCUAGUUUCAAAGAAUAGACUUUCAAAAUAAUUAGUUUCGAAAUUUCUACACAACUCUACCAAAAAAAUAAACAGUUUUUCACUUGUC